UCAAAGUUAUGUAAGACUAUCCGAGUAUUUAUUUGCGUCUGACCUAGAGGAUUCAGUGCAUGUGUACAUUUUAAACACAACCAACAAGAAGUGAUUUUAUAUAUCACUUAAAGAUAUGUAUACUCAAUACAUAUACUUAGGAACCUCAGUGUACACUCCACUUUUAUUGGUUUCAUCGUUUCUCCUGGUAUGGAUCAUUUAUCUAACAAGAAGAGAUGAGAGAAAAUGCUCUGAUGCCCCGGGUCCAAUGGCGUGGCCAGUGCUCGGAAAUCUUCCAAGUCUCGGGAAGAAACCUCACAUAUAUUUGACAGAGCUCAGGAAAAAAUAUGGUGACGUUUAUCAGAUCAUGAUGGGAAGUAGACCGACUAUUGUCAUAAACGGACUUUCUGCAAUCAGAAAGGCGACCGUUAAACAAGCGGAAGAAUUUGCCGGGAGACCAGACUUUUAUACAUUUAAAUUUCUUGCAAACGGGAAAAGUAUGGGAUUUAGUGAUUAUGGACCAAGAUGGAAACUGCACAGAAAAAUUGCACAGAACAGUCUAUCGUCUUUCACAAAUAAGAGGAACAGUCCAAUCGAACAGGCCAUUAUUUCCGAAGCCGAACUCUUAACAAAGAAUAUGCUAUCAUCCGAAGGAAAACCUAUAAAUCCACACAAUGAAAUCUAUCUUUCCGUUGGAAACAUUAUUUGUGCACUUUGUUUUGGUAAAAGAUAUCAGAGAGACGAUGAAGAUUUUGUAUUUUUAGUGAAAAUGAACGACAAAUUCAUGGCAACAAUGGGUGCAGGUAAUCCCGUAGACAUUAUGCCGUGGAUGCGCCAUUUUACAAAACGAUCUUUCAAUACAUUCCUUGGUAUACUAAAAACUAUGGAUAAUUUUAGUUUGAAAAAGAGACAAGAACAUCUUGAUACUUAUAACCCAGCCAAUCUUCGCGAUGUUACGGAUGCAUUAAUCCGGGCUACGGAAGAAAUACCGGAAGAGGCAAAAUCCGCCGUGGGACUAACAGAUGAACAUAUACUUUUAACGGUCCAAGAACUAAUUGGUGCUGGUUUUGACACCAUUGCUAGUACGCUACAAUGGAGUGUGCUAUUUAUGGUAACUCAUCCAGACAUUCAAGAAAAAGUUCAUCAGGAAAUUCGAGCGUAUGUUGGGAUGGACCGAUAUCCCGAAUUCGAGGAUCUCGAACAUCUUCCGUUCACAGAAUGUACGAUAAUAGAAACCAUGCGACACUCUUGUAUAUUCCCGUUUGCUCUCCCACAUAGCACAACUAAAGACACUGUUUUGAACGACUAUUUUAUACCAGAAAAUACUUUAAUUUUCCUAAACCUCUGGUCCGUUAAUCAUGACCCAAAGGUGUUUCCAGAGCCACAGAAAUUCAAUCCGUACAGAUUUCUAGGUGAAAACAAGAAGUCUGUGAACAAAGUUGAUUUGUUCUUACCGUUCGGCGCUGGAAGAAGAAAAUGUCCUGGUGAACAGUUAGCUCAUAUGGAACUUUUCAUAUUUUUUGCCACAAUGUUACAACGUUGCAAAUUCUCCGUAGUCCCGGGCAAAGUUCCCGUUAUUGACAGUAAAUAUGGACUAACAUUAAAACCGUUGGAUUUUGAUGUACUUGUUGAUCACAGAUAAGUAACUUUCAGACUUGCAACAGUAUUAUACCUUUUAAAAAUUAUUAUAGAUAUAAAUAAAUUUAA
Mytilus californianus (California mussel) is the source of this 1686-nucleotide messenger RNA. Its product is annotated as cytochrome P450 1A1-like. Gene Ontology annotation, biological process: progesterone metabolic process; hormone biosynthetic process. Gene Ontology annotation, molecular function: steroid 17-alpha-monooxygenase activity; heme binding; iron ion binding. Bases 116 to 1621 code for a protein of 501 amino acids. The transcript has a single exon. The record is from RefSeq and is a predicted model, not a curated record. NCBI's taxonomy places the organism in Eukaryota, Metazoa, Mollusca, Bivalvia, Mytilida, Mytilidae.